Messenger RNA from Eriocheir sinensis (Chinese mitten crab), 3898 nucleotides. RefSeq names its product gastrula zinc finger protein XlCGF7.1-like. The record is from RefSeq and is a predicted model, not a curated record. The transcript is spliced from 2 exons. Gene Ontology annotation, cellular component: nucleus. Bases 1815 to 2729 code for a protein of 304 amino acids. Lineage: Eukaryota; Metazoa; Arthropoda; Malacostraca; Decapoda; Varunidae.
AAAACAAACAAACAAACAUCAAUAAAUAGGAGCUUUAACGCUAACUUCAAUUUUCUAUCGUUAUUUGUGUAGGUACGAGAGUUUGAGGCUUAAAAGAAAUAAAGACGAUGUGGUGAAUACGAUAAUCUGGCAACGCUGGCCCACACCCACAGCCUGACCACCCCAUAAAACACCCCAGGGGAAGACACAAUGCCCCGGAGACCUCUCGCAGGACCCCCUGAAACACUAUAGCCCCGUACUCCCUCCACACCAGAACUCACCGCGUCAGAAAAUCGUUGGUUGGGUGAAACGGUAAAUUGUCCUUAAUUAAUAGCCGAUAUACUAGUAGUGUUUCAACCAUUAACUCUGGAAGAAGUUGAAGACGGAAAGGAACUAUAUCACAACUAUAUGGAACAAGAAAAAGAAUACUGAACAAAACUAAAAGACAACAGCGCCAAUCAAGAAUUAAGAAGAAUAAGACAUUAGUGGGAGCCAUUACGAAGGCAAUCCCACGCCUACUACUGGACUGGACUGGACCCUGCUGACUCCUCGCAUCAGCAGAAGCAGCGGAGGCACCAGGGCGGGGCCAGCAGGAGCAGAGUGUCAGUGCAGUGAGGAUCAGGGGCGACCACCACCACCACCACCACCUCGCCGCUGGCACCUCCCGCCAGAGGAAAGGGAAAGUUUGGGUGUGAGAAGAUCGGAGACAGAUGCCAAGAGUGAGGGAAAAGACUCCCUGGGAAGGAUGACCUCAACUAGUACACCCAUGCACUUCUUCUUUUGACCUGGAUCUGGAGCUGUUUGUGGUGGUGGUGGAGGCUGUUCCAGUCACGUAUGGUGCGUGGAAAGUAUGAGUGCUUGUAUGCAUCAGUGUCAAAUAUGUUUGGUAUUUAUGGCUGUGUUACAAGUACGUUGACUGUGCGCUGUGUAAGUAUGUAUGUGGGUCAUUGUCAAUGUGAGUGUUUGUGAUCUUGUACAUAAGUGUAAGUCUGUGUGCUUGUCUGUGUAUGUGAAGAGGUUUCAUGUUUAUCUGUUUGAUCUGUGUUGUGAUUCCAGGGCUGCAUUUGAGAGGGAAUCUGGACGCCUGGAAUGUCCCGGGUGCUCUCAAACACGUGAUGCAGUGGUAGGAGUUGCCAUCUCAGCACGUCUGCUGCUUCCCGGCUUUGGGAGGUGGAGCGCCUCCGUGCUGUGAUGACGUCAUCAGCAAAUAUGGCGGCCCAAACAAACACAUAAAAGUGCUUCCAUUGUAUUUCACCUCUCUGUUCCACCAUAACCACUGCAGCUUCCUUCUCAUCUUCUGUUGUAAGGAGUUCGUCGGCCAGGACAGCUAAUGAUGCAUGGUGAACAUCGCCAGGAAGAUCAGCGGACGCCAUUUUGCUGUGAGUGAGACGCUGUUACCAUUGCAAAGACGAGACUUUGUUUAUUUUAAUUGGGAGGCGCACAAAAGCGUUUGAUAGUGGGUUCCGGGUGGUCUGGGCGCCCAAGACUCCCUCUUUCAAAGGCACCCCAGGCGUUUGAGUGUAAUUGUUUGUAAUGAACCUGCCCGCCUUGCUGUUGAUUUGUUCUAACCUAUCAAUGUUUCUGUGUGUGUAAGGAUCCCACACCGUGGAGCAGUAUUCCAGUGUUGGUCUCACAAGCGUGUCAUACACUAUGUGUUUGAUGUCAGGUGUGUAGUUAUGUAGAUUCCUCCUCAGGAGCCCCAGUGUUCUGUUGGCUGUGGCACUGAUGUGGUCUAUGUGAGUGUUGAAUUUCAAGUUAGUUCAGAGGUGAAUACCUGUUUUGCUUUAUAUCGAUUCUUAGGUCCACCUUGAUUCUUCACUCCAGUGAAGGAUCUCAUGAAUACCAUGUGUAGCCAAAGGUUCAAUAUGGAGAGUAGCCUUAAUUUACACAUCCUUACAGACACUAAGGAAAGACCUCAUGAAUGCCAAGAAUGUGGCAAAAAGUUCAGCAUGAAGUGUAAUCUCAAGCAACACAUCCUUACACACACUGGUGUAAAACCUCAUGAAUGCCAAGAGUGUGGCAGAAAGUUUACUCAGAAGAGUACCCUCAAGACCCACACCCUUACACACACUGGAGAAAGACCUCACAAAUGCCAAGAGUGUGGCAGAAAGUUCAGCACAAAGCGUAUCCUCAACUCACACACCCUUACACACACUGGUGAAAGACCUUACGAAUGUCAUGAAUGUGGCAAAAGAUUCAGUAGGAAGGAUGGCCUCAACAAACACAUCCUCACACACACUGGAGAAAGACCUUACAAAUGCCAGGAGUGUGGCAAAGGGUUCACUAUGAGUAACAGCUUGAACAUACACACUCUUACACACACUGGUGAAAAACCCCACGAGUGCCGUGAAUGUGGCAAAACAUUCAGGUCUAAGACUAACCUCCGGACACACAGUGUUACACACAAUGAUGAGAGAAAGCAUGAAUGUGAUGUUUGUGGGAGACUAUUCACUCUACGGUGUAACCUCAGAGAACACAUCCUUGUACACAUUGAUGAAAGAAAUUAUGGGUGUGGAGUUUGUGGGAAGCGAUUCAAUCUUAAGCGUGACCUCAAAGCACACACCCUGUCAACACACAGUGAAAGACCUCAUGAAUGCUUAGAGUGUGGCAAAAGGUUCAUUUAUAAGACUCAUUUGAACAGGCAUGCCUUCAGCCACUCUGGCCUGAAAGAGUUAAAGUGUGAUGUUUGUGGGAAAUAUUUCAAGAAGAAGGGAGAUAUUGCCAGACACAUGAAGAUCCACUUUCCUUAGGUGUUGUGUUGUGCUGCUGUGUGGUGGUGGUGGAGGGCAGUGUCUGGCACACACAUCAGAAAAUAAAAUAGUCCAUUAUUCAUAUUAAUUUUCCUUUUAUUAUUUUUCUUUAGUGAAGCCUUUGAAUUUUUACUACUGCACUAACCCGGUGGUGGCAGCAGCGGGGAUCAUGUUUCUUAAUGGUCCCUCCAAGCGAGAAAAAUGAGAAAAAAUCACCCCUCACACAAACCAUUUCAUAAUAUAUAUCAAAGCAUUUGUGAUCAGAUUGUGUAUCAUCUGUUUUGGGGGUUUUAUAUCAUGGCACAAAUCUGGCCCGUCGCUGCUACACGGUAAAGCCACAAAUUUGGCCCGUCGCUGCCACACGGUAAAGCCACAAAUUUGGCCCGUCGCUGCUACACGGUAAAGCCACAAAUUUGGCCCAUCGCUGCCACACGGUAAAGCCACAAAUUUGGCCCGUCGCUGCUACACGGUAAAGCCACAAAUUUGGCCCAUCGCUGCCACACGGUAAAGCCACAAAUUUGGCCCGUCGCUGCUACCGGGUUAAAAUUAUCCUUGUUCUUCAUCCAAUCAUCAUUAUUUUAAGGUAUCAUGGGAAUUAUAGUCGAACACUCCACUUCCAUUUCCCUCUGACCCUUUGAGUAUGGGUGUAGCUAUAUAACUUAAGCAGCCUUGGCCAUGGCUUUGGGUGUAAUUAUAUAAGCCAUUUCCUGCUGGGAUAUUUCAGUGAAUGUAGCAAAAAUGUGUUAUGUGUGCUGCUUUUAUUCUUGGGAUAAAUUGCAGUUGUUGCUAACGCCCUUCUGUCAGUUUAGUCUUUUGCCAGCAGCCGGGAUACUCGAGUCAAAACGUCAGAGUCUAUGGAAACACAUCAAACUGUAACACUUUUGUCUCCAAAACAACUGAAUAAAUUGCACUGAGCUGAAAUCAGACUUUGUUAUUGAUCCUCACCAUAUCUUCUUGCAUCCAGAAGUAUCUGGGUAUCAAGAAACAUCCAGAAAUACUACUGAUGCCCCUCACCCUUAUACCCACCUCAUCUGCCCCCAGUAAGGCAACACCAAUCAUAGCCAAGUUCAAGGUAAGUCAUAUCUAAAGAUACCAAAAUAAACCUCACUGGAGUGAUAGUACUGGACUAACUCGGCUAAGAAAAAAAUGACUUAGAGUUUGGCUCCAAC